Daldinia caldariorum is the source of this 1421-nucleotide messenger RNA. Its product is annotated as HlyIII-domain-containing protein. NCBI's taxonomy places the organism in Eukaryota, Fungi, Ascomycota, Sordariomycetes, Xylariales, Hypoxylaceae. The coding region runs from base 198 to 1145 and encodes 315 amino acids. Gene Ontology annotation, cellular component: membrane. The transcript has 5 exons. The record is from RefSeq and is a predicted model, not a curated record. Gene Ontology annotation, molecular function: signaling receptor activity.
GUGCCACUAAUUUCUUCCUCAACAAAACUUGACUGACUUACACGGCCCAACAUUUCCUUCUCGAGUAUUCAAAAAGAAAAGAGUACGGAAAAAAAAAAAGGAAUGAUAUACGUCGGAUUAUGAAUUUGUGUUCCUUUGUGUCCGCUCUUACCUAGUUAAGAAAUAAAUCAUUAGUAGUAAUCUACAUAGAGACCAACAUGGCCGACACACAUCCGGACUCCGGCCUCCGGAAGCGCCGCGCGAGCUCAACUUCCAGCACGCUCAUGCAAACGGCGAAAGACGUCGAGCACAAGAUUGCCUCGGCGCUGGUUAUCCUAUGGGACGACCUGCCGUCGUGGCGGCGCGACAACCACUACAUCGUCUCGGGAUACCGCCCGGACAGCAACAGCUACUGGCGGUCCUUCACCUCCAUCUUCUACGUCCACAACGAGUCCGUGAACAUCUGGACUCACCUCCUCGGCGCCCUGUCCUUCCCCGCCGUCGGCGCUUGGCUGUACCACGUUAUCGCCCCGCGGUAUGCCUCCGCAAAUAGCUCCGACCUGCUGGCCUUCGCUUGCUUUUUCGCCGGCGCCGUUUUGUGCCUCGGCAUGAGCGCUACCUACCACACGCUCUCGAACCAUUCUGAGGAAGUUGCCAAAUGGGGGAACAAGCUGGACUACUCCGGCAUCGUCUUUCUUAUCGUAGGGAGCUACGUCCCGGCUCUCUACUACGGAUUAUUCUGUCAACCGGAACUUAUGACGGUCUAUUUAUACGGGAUAUUCCUUCUAGGCUUUGGAUGCGGUGUAGUAUCCUGGGUCGACAAAUUCCGAUCGCCAGCUUGGAGACCCUACCGGGCCGCCAUGUUUGUCGGCCUGGGCUUAUCUGGCGUCGUCCCCGUCUGCCAUGCGCUCGGUAUCUACGGCUACCGAGCACUCGACGAGCGUAUGGGUUUAAACUGGGUUUUAUUCCAAGGGUUCUUAUAUAUCCUUGGGGCGUUUCUUUAUGCAGUUCGAUGGCCUGAACGGAGUUUCCCAGGGUCCUUUGAUAUAUGGGGAAGCUCUCAUCAAAUAUUCCACGUCCUCGUCUUGCUUGCGGCCGCAUCACAUUUGACCGGCAUGGCUAAAGCAUUUGACUAUCACCACAGUAUUAUGGGGGGAAUAUGCUAAAUGUAAUCCAUACGGGUGGGGGUCAUUACGUUGGCCUCACUAUUGAGCGAUAUUCACGAAGUCUAGAAACUCUAACCGUGGAAAGUAUUGGGUGGUCUACAGCGGCAUUCAAGUGGUUCGAGGGCUCAUCGCCGUAUUCCCCUUGGUAGGUUGCACCUAUGCGCAGAGCCAACCUUGAAAAUUAAUAUCUACUAUUCUUAAAACUAAUGGUAUCCGAUGGCUGUUUGUGAGCGAUUAAGAGUAUGGAUGGUCAUUAUACAUCAUGAAUACGGACGA